AGGCCUAGCUGAUAAACUUCUGGAGUGAAGGUUGUUGUUUUGGUCCCCCAAACGUCAGACCACCCUCCCCAAACACAAGCAGGCCGUACGCAAAGCGUCCCACCUAAUUUCCUUAACGACGAGCUGGUGAACUUUUAUAUUUAGCACCGCUCGAGUUGCCCAUUCAGUGCCAGCAGACGUUCAGCAACACAACCUUGUGGAACCUCUCCGCUACACCAACACAACUCAUAACAUCAGACGAGUCACUGGCACUAGAGAGGAAACACGUGCUGAAACCCUGUCAGAAUCGAAUUAAGUGCCCUCUGAAAGCAAGGUGACCCAAUUCUUGGCGAGAAACGGGCUGAAACGGGCAAGAAAAUAUCUAUUCCAAACUCAUCUCUCAUUGCUUGAUAGAUUAAUGAUUAUUAAAAGCGUUGAAACAAGCAUUCAAGCAACAUGAUAUUAUCAUACCUGAUGUGCGAAUCGCGAUAACGAGGUGGAUUGCAAAACUGCAUUUUUUUGUGAACUGUGCUUGUAGAAGAAAAGGGGGCAGAGACUUUUUUGAAGGACGCCUUUAGUAGCAACAGAGAAACAGGAAGAAGAUGGAUUUGACAUUUGCAAACAAAUUCGACUGCUCAAAUUCUGGGUUUUUCUUUCCUCUAAAAAUGAUCUGCACAAGAGAUGGCUGCACAUUUUUAUGUAAAUUGUAUUUCAGUGAUGGCUCCACCCCAUUUUUGAGUUCCUGCUGCAGGAGUUAAUGCUGUAUAUAUGCUGUACAGCUGUGAAGGAACCUGAACUGCUGACUUCUUUCUUCAGGACAGUGAGUUGCAAUGGAUGCAGACUUUUCCAAAUGUCAUCAGAUUGUAUUGCCAUAAUGGAAUAUUUAUUUUGGGCUCUAGUGGAAUUUCCAGGCUACAUGUAGAAGACUAGAGAGUAGGAAAUAUCUAGCAUUUCUCAAUGAAUGAUUGUGCAUGGUGAAACUUGUCCUCAAUGAAACUGGCAGCCUUAGACAAUCCUGAUGCAGAAAGUUCUAGGUAAUACGUGAAAGUCUGUAGAACAUGGCUGUGACACCACCUCCUGAAAUUACCAUAGCUGAGCCCAUUUCCAUUCCAAUCCUAAAUGUUCUCCCACCGUCGUCCGAUACGGAGUCAUGGUCCUGUUCCCCAAGCCCACGGCCACACCGGUACCACUCUCGGAGCCGAAAACGGGAGAAGAGAAGAGCCAAAGUGCCUCAAGAGGACAUAUCAAAGAACCGUUGGGAUAAAGGGCAAGGGAAACGAGAUAGGAGCCAAAGCCUGUCACGUGCAUCUCCAACGCCUCCAAGGGUUUCUAAUGUAGAAGAGGAAGAGCAGAGCAGCCCCUCCGUGCUUCUCCUACCCCCAUCCCGCUCAUGGUCACAGAGCUCCUCCCUAAGCAGGCGCUCUCGCUGGUCUAUCCGUAGCCUUCUCAGCAAGGACUCGGAUUGUGGCAGCAGCAGUACAGCCAGUAAUUCUCCGCGCAGUACUCCCGGCAGCUCACCCUACCUGCGCCGCCGUGUGCUGGGAGGCAGAGCCAGUGAAGGGGAGGCGGGCGGGGACAGAAGCGCUGGGGGCUCAGAGAGCCCCCUGCCUCCUACUCCCUCCUCAUCCACCUCCUCCUACCCGCUCGCGGCCCGACACUUCACCCGCAAUGCCAAGAAAAUGCAGAGCUGGUAUAAUGUUCUCAGCCCUACAUACAAACAGAGGAAUGAAGACUUCCGUAAACUCUUUAAAAAGCUGCCUGAUACAGAGCGUCUCAUAGUGGACUACUCGUGUGCACUGCAGAGGGACAUUCUGCUCCAAGGCCGCCUUUACCUGUCGGAGAACUGGCUCUGCUUCUAUAGUAAUAUCUUCCGAUGGGAGACUACGAUAACUAUACUGCUGAAAGAUGUGACCAGUCUGACCAAGGAGAAGACGGCCAAGCUCAUCCCCAACGCCAUCCAAAUUAGCACUGAACACGAGAAGCACUUCUUUACGUCAUUUGGGGCAAGGGAUCGCAGCUACAUGAUGAUCUUCAGACUAUGGCAGAAUGCACUGAUGGAUAAGACUCUGUCUCCCAAAGAGCUAUGGCACAUCGUUCACCAGUGUUACGGCACUGAGCUAGGGCUCACUAGUGAAGAUGAUGACUACGUCUCCCCUACUGCUGAACAUAUGAACGGCCUGCUGCCAGGUGAGGAGCCGGUCUCCGUCACUGACCUGCUGGAUCUGGGUUCAGUGCUGGUGGCUCCAGUGGGCUCCUCUCCACCCUCAUCUGCCUCAGUUCUUCCCUGCGCUUCAGGAUCUUCACCUCCAUCCUACUCUUCCUCUUCCUGCCAGCCUGUGGAGGUGCCGUCUACUCGGGCCAGCAUCGAACCUGAGCCCAGUCCACCCAGCUCCCAGAGCUCAUUGCCACCCACUACAAACACUGGAGCUGCCCCAUCCUCAACCAUUGUGGAAGAAGGCGGGGACAGCCAGUCAGAAUCGGCCAAUCAGUCACUUCAAUCUCUUCACACUGUCCCACACAGCCUGGGAAACCUCUCGUCACUGGAUAUCACCAAUGAUGAAGAGCUCCCAACUGACCCCAGCAAUUCCUCUGACACUCAGGAAGAGAGCGAGGUGGAGUCCUUCUGUGCGGAUCUCAGCGGCCGGCUGCAUAUCAACACAGUUGUUCGCAUGAGCGUGGACAAGCUCUACGACCUUCUGUUCUCAGACACUCACUUCAUACAGCACCUCUUCUCACAGCGUCACUUCACCGAUCUCUCUGUGCACGAGUGGCAACAGGACAGCAGCAGUGGGAACAGCAGUAGAGUUUUGAGUUACACCAUCGCCAUCAACAACCCGCUGGGCCCAAAAACUGCUCCUGUGGUGGAAACACAGAGCUUCGCAAUGGUCUCUUCUGAUAUCUGCUACAGGAAGCAGCCGUGGAGUCUUGUGAAAGCUCUGAUAGAGAAGAACACUUGGAGCGGCAUUGAAGAGUAUUACAGACACAUGGAGAUGGAGGUGUGUAAGCUGGAAACGCUGUUGCAGUCGGAAGUUUCUGUAGUGAGCACUGGGGAAGUGCCUUCCGCGGACUCCGCCAAGACUCCCCCCGGCCUGCGCAGACGCAAACGCAACUGUCCCAGACGAGCAGGAGAGCGGGAGAGAGAAAGGGAUGGAGCGGGAGGAGGAGGCGGGGAGCGGGGCAACCGAGGAAUUGGAGAUGAGCGUGAAAGGAGGGCAGCUGGUGCUCAGUAUGUGAAAUUAGGGGAUAGGUGGCGUGGAGCCGGCAACAACAACAAUAGCAUCUCCACCAUCCUGCUCAUUGUGAGCUUCAUGAUCUGUGUCAGUCUGGUGGUUCUGGUGGCUCUGAACAUGAUGCUCUUCUACAAACUCUGGGCGCUGGAACGGGCCGCACACACGCUGGAGACCUGGCACUCGUACUCUUCAACUGACAGUCCUCUGCCGCAGACAGCAGGAGAGUGGGCGCAGGUUCUGCAGCUCCAGAGGCAGUUCCACCAGGCCCAGAUGAACAAAUGGCAGCAGAUCCUACAAUCUUCUGUCACUCUUCUGGAUCAGAUGAAACAGUCUCUGGAGAAGCUCCACAGAGGAAUGAUCACACCAGAGGUGCAGCAGGAAUCUGAAUCCGAACCAGAAACUCUGACGGACCAGUGAGAGCGUACGGUAACCCCUUCACUCUACCGUUUACAGACUGUGGACCCCGUGACAUAGCCGUCCACGAGGGGCCAAAUCAUAGACGGGAGACGGUGCUCAACUCAGUGACAUUCAUGUUGGGAUUGAUGUGGGUAUCUUCUAGCUCACCCUUGUGUCCCAGCAGCAGCUACAGGACUUUAUACUAGCUGUAUAAAACACAUUAAACUCUUUUAUCAAUCAAAAAACCAUGAACUCUGGGUCUGAAGCAGUAACACACAUGUACGGGAGCGUCUGUGACUUACAGCUGUGCUGCAUCUUGAGCUGUUUGGUCCGUACUGCGUGUCUGAAAACUGAAUUUCAUCAUGGACCUUUCAAUACAGAGCUUGGGAGAGAUGCGCUAAAUAGGGAAAUGUCUGAAAUCAACCUUCCAAGAGACCUCUCAACCGUCAUUUCACAAUUGUUUUUAUGUCGUCAUGGGAGAGAAAUUUCAAUUUUCUCUUGUGUUACUGUUGCUGAUUUCAGAGCUGUUACUGAAUCUCGUUUAAAGUGUGUCAGGCCAUUGCAGUAUUUAUUUAAUAGACUUGAAUUACAGUCUAACGUCAUUGUGUUUCUGCUCAAACAAGGACCAAUGAAGAAAUGGGUGGAACGAGUGGUAUGAAUAUGAAUUCCCAUUUUAGCAAUAAUCAUGUGGAAAAAUUGUAAUGGACAAUUAAAAGUUAAUCUAUAAGAAAGAAUGCAAAAAGUCAAAAUUUUACUUAGUGUAGAGUACCAGAGUGAAGAUUGUUUUACAAUUUUAACCAUUUCUUCUUUCUCCCUAAUGUUUUAGUUAUUAUUUUUGUUUUAAAUCCCUGUGUAUUUAUGACUUAGGGGUGAAAGGAGCUGUUUUGUGUAGUUGAGGUGUUUCACUGGAAUCAAACUUGAACUGUUCAGGGCUACUAUUAGCUAGAGCAGCUGAUGUGCUCACAGAUUGAAGAACUUCAGUCGUUCCUCAGGCUGGACUUUUGGGACCAACCAGAACUCAAGGUCAGGAGGACAAUUGUCAUUUCACUCAACACUGUAGGCCAGUCUCACACAGAACAUGUCUGAAUCACCUCAAAUUUUUUUUUUUUGCAUUGUGGCAUUUUUAUGACAAUUAAGCACCCCUCAUAAUUUUUACAUUUUUAUUAAAUAAUUUUUUUUGUCUAUGAUUCUCACUACUCUAAUGCAAUAAUGAAAACCAUCCUGUCCUUUGCAGACAAUUAUUUUACAGGAAAAUAAGCAUAAUUUGCAAACCGUAAAACAAAUACUUUCAAACACUGUAUGGGAAUUGAAAUAAAAACAAUGUCACAAUUCAAAAAAAAAAAAAAAAAGUAUAGAUUUUACUGUGAAAUAUGAUGUGCAUGUUCUUGGUGAGAUUCACCAAGAGGCUAUGAGUU
Sinocyclocheilus grahami is the source of this 5020-nucleotide messenger RNA. RefSeq names its product GRAM domain-containing protein 1A-like. Lineage: Eukaryota; Metazoa; Chordata; Actinopteri; Cypriniformes; Cyprinidae. Bases 1038 to 3626 code for a protein of 862 amino acids. Gene Ontology annotation, cellular component: endoplasmic reticulum membrane; endoplasmic reticulum-plasma membrane contact site; plasma membrane. Gene Ontology annotation, biological process: intracellular sterol transport. The transcript has 22 exons. Gene Ontology annotation, molecular function: cholesterol binding; cholesterol transfer activity. The record is from RefSeq and is a predicted model, not a curated record.